UCGAUGGGCUGAGCUUCGUUGGAAGACCACAUGACGGGGCACAACAAGGAGAAGCGUUAUGAGUGCGACGUGUGUGGCAAGGCCUGGCAGAAGCCGAGCCAGCUGGAGACCCACCGGCGGGUUCACACAGGAGAAUGCCCCUUCGACUGCUCCGACUGCAGCAAGCGCUUCAAGACGGCGAAGGACCUGAAAGACCACCGGCGGGUGCACACGGGUGAGAAGCCCUAUGGCUGCUCCACCUGCGGCAAGAGCUUUUCGCAGUCGGCAGGGUUGUGGGAUCACCGGCGAGUGCACAAGGGUGAGCGGCCCUUCACCUGCUCUGACUGCGGCAAAGGCUUAAAGUCGUCCAAGGGCCUGAAGAUCCACAGGCACAUGCACAUUGGGGAGCGCCCCUACACCUGCAGCGACUGCGGCAAGGGCUUCAUCCGCUCCAACGACCUGCUGGAGCACCAGCCGGCUGGCGUUAACGUACCGCGGCAGCUCUUUGGGGUUCAGCGGCUGGAGUUGGGAUUUCACAGCUUGCGUUCGGAUUUAGCAACGCGUUUAGCGGCUGGCAUUGGGGCAGCUGCUGGCGUUGGUGGUUUAGCGGCUGAUGAGGUUUAG
Molecule: messenger RNA, 603 nt
Organism: Leucoraja erinaceus (little skate)
Lineage: Eukaryota; Metazoa; Chordata; Chondrichthyes; Rajiformes; Rajidae
Product: gastrula zinc finger protein XlCGF67.1-like
Exons: 2
Coding region: 31-603 (190 amino acids)
Source: RefSeq, a predicted model, not a curated record